AACACAUAUACCUAACAUUUACAUAAUUGCUGAUUUUUUUGGUUUCCUAACUUGUUACCAUUAUGAGGUCCGUAAAAACUAAUAAAUAAUCUAAAAAUUUACGACUCCGUAAUUAAAUAAAGACAAAGAUGUAAAUAAAAAAUAGCAAUUAAUACGCCAUCUGGUGAUAAGUUUUCAAGACGUCAAAACAGUAAUGGCGGAUUUCAUGUGUUGUAUAGUUAGUGAAUUUGUUGUUUACGACUUAUUGUUUAGAUAACUUGAAUUUAUUAUUGUAUCAAGAUAUUAAACGCCAUUUUUUAUGUGUGAAAAUACCAACUACAUUGAAGUGAAGAAGACUCGGAGAUGAAUUUUACUGCUUUCUCAGCGGUGGGGGGAGCGGGGACACAUUUUAUAACAACGGCAGGCCAGCUACCGGUGGCCAAACUACAGCAGAACAUAACUAACAAUGGUGGCACCAUGCAACAGGUUGUGGGUGUCAUGGGAGGUGUCAGUUUACCGGAUGGCAUGCAGUAUGUCCGUACUCUGGAUGGUGGAGCCACACUGCAGACACCACAACUCAUAACCGUACCUAUAGCAUUGCCUGGUGCUAAACCAGGUGAUCCGCAGCCAACAGUACAAAUUCAAGUCCUCAGUCCGAAUUUAACGCUACAAGCCCAGCAGCAACCCAAAUAUCAGAUGCAAAUACCUAUACAAGGAUAUCAACAAGGCGGUGCAGUACUUACCCUGGCAUAUUCACCAGAAAACAAUGAACAAAAUGGUAUACAGCUGGUGGGGAACGCCAUGCCUGAUGGUACAAUAAGGAUUAGACCAGGUGUCCAGGUGCUCACAGCUGUGCCGCAGGAAAUUAACAUGGAUACGAAAGAGCAGAUUCUACAAAACAUGCAAAGGGUAUACGAGGCGCAGAAUACUGAGAUAGUUGUGGAGUCUGAGCAGCACGCGCUCAACAACAACACGCGAGGUGACAACAACAACGACUUUGAAGUACAUAUCAAAGAGGAGCGUAUUGAGAAGCCCAACGACAAUGAGAACUCUCAAGGUUCGGAGGGCUGUGAGGGCGUGUCCUGGCGAGUGCUGGACAACACGGAGCUCGUCAAGUACCUCAACUCUCUGCCGCCGCAGGAAGCAGAGGCGUUGCCGCCCUCACUGCAGCAGUAUAUCAGACUGAACAUGAAGAGGGACUGUAUGGAGGACGGCAGCGCCAACUCCGAGGAGAAACCUGUACUAGAUUCAGAUGGUGUACUGCGAGUGAAAAAGAAGAAGAAAUACAAGAAGAAGCCGCCAAAGCCUGCGCGGCCGAAGCCAGGACAGGUGGUGAUCGCCAAGGCAUCAGACGGCACCGCCGUCUACUGCUGCCCCGAGUGCCAGAUGGCAUACCCCGCCAAGGAGCAGCUCGAGAUGCAUCUCAUCGGACACAAGAUUGAGAGACGCUUUAUAUGCGGCAUCUGCGGUGCGGGGCUGAAGCGCAAGGAGCACCUGGAGAGGCACAAGCUGGGCCACAACCCGGAGCGGCCGUACCAGUGCAAGGUGUGCAACAAAGGGUUCAAGCGCCGCGAGCACCUCAACCUGCACGCCGUCAUACACUCCGGCAUCAAGACCGAGCAUUGCGCAGAGUGCGGCAAAGGUUUUUACCGGAAAGACCACUUGCGCAAGCACGCGCGGUCGCACGAGAGUCGGCGUGCGCGCGAUGGACAAGCAGCGGAAGAGAAGACCGCGAUGCUCGCCCAGGCCGCACAGACUGCCCAGACCGCGCAGCCAGCGCCGCAUGACUCCAGUAUGCCCGGCAUCACCAUACACGUACCGACGAGUUCGAAUGCACAGAUGCCAAUACAAAUCAGUAUACCGCAGCACGUGGUAUCCUCCUUGCAGGCACAAAACGCACCUAUCGACGCCCACAGCCAGCUUGAUGCGCUGCUCGCUGACAACUCGUGACCUCUCUGCCCACCCCACAACGUCGCACAAGUCUGACAAGAUAAAUUACAAAAUAAUUAGUUAUAGUCCCAAGAAUCUGGUAAAGUGAGACUAAAUUACAUAAGUACCGCUCCUUCAUAUAAAAAAAAAACUAUUAUAAGAUCUUUGUCGGAAAGUAUUUGUCAUGUCUUGUGUGACAUUUUCUGUAUAUGUAAGUAGGUACUACUUAUAUUUCUAACAUAUCUAACUGCGAUAACUUACCGUGGGUUUCUGACACCAAAUUCUCUAUAUAAAUCAUAUCGUCGUCCUUGUCAUUAUCGUUGACAACACAGAGAUACCAAUAUGUUUUAAAUGGAGAUUUUGGACUCAGAAACCCAUCGUAAGUCUUUCACCGAGCCAGAUAAGGCCGGGUAUUUUUUUACAUGGCAAUAUAGUGACAAUAAAUUAUAAAUAAUGAAAUUAUUAACACUACAACAAUAAAGCAAUCAAAGCGGAAAAUUGUAGUUAAAAUGUGAUCUUUGGUAGCAAUUGAAGUGUAAAAAUGAUUUUUUACAUAUGGCAAUUACUGACAGUGAAAAAAUGAAUUUAACACUGGCAACAUACACAUAAAUUUGUAUCGAUUGAAUUAUGAACUAAAAACGA
Messenger RNA from Papilio xuthus (Asian swallowtail), 2550 nucleotides. Its product is annotated as zinc finger protein 81. Bases 343 to 1929 code for a protein of 528 amino acids. Gene Ontology annotation, biological process: regulation of transcription by RNA polymerase II. The record is from RefSeq and is a predicted model, not a curated record. Gene Ontology annotation, molecular function: DNA-binding transcription factor activity, RNA polymerase II-specific; RNA polymerase II cis-regulatory region sequence-specific DNA binding. Lineage: Eukaryota; Metazoa; Arthropoda; Insecta; Lepidoptera; Papilionidae. The transcript has 14 exons.